This is a messenger RNA of Bipolaris victoriae FI3, 1041 nucleotides long. RefSeq lists its product as hypothetical. Gene Ontology annotation, biological process: nucleoside metabolic process. Gene Ontology annotation, molecular function: catalytic activity. NCBI's taxonomy places the organism in Eukaryota, Fungi, Ascomycota, Dothideomycetes, Pleosporales, Pleosporaceae. The transcript has a single exon. Bases 1 to 1041 code for a protein of 346 amino acids. The record is from RefSeq and is a predicted model, not a curated record.
AUGGCGCGCCAGCUGCGCCGCGAAGACUACACGGUAGGCUGGGUGUGCGCCCUGCCCGUCGAGCUGGCGGCUGCGCAGGAGAUGCUCGACGAAGAGCACGGCAUGCCUCCGUCCAGCACCCAUGACACUAACAUCUACACCUGCGGUCGAGUUGGUAAGCAUAACGUCGUUAUUGCAUGUCUGCCCGAAGGACAAAUGGGCACCCACUCAGCUGCCGCGGUCGCUGUGCAAAUGAAGCUGGCAUUCACAUCCACGCGCUUUGCGCUGAUGGUAGGCGUUGGAGGAGGCGUGCCUAGCAAGGAUGCAGAUAUUAGGCUUGGAGAUGUCGUGGUUAGCAAGCCGCAUCAAGUGCAUGGCGGAGUGGUGCAGUACGAUUCUGGCAAGGCUACACCGAGCGGGUUUGAGCGCACGGGGUGGCUUGACGCUCCGCCGCCAGUCCUACUUCACGCGGUCACAAACCUGAAGGCCAGUCAUAUGAGGGGAAAAUACAGACUGUCUGAGUAUCUCUCUAAGCUAGACAGCCUGCCAGGUUUCACGCGAGAAGCUGCCGGCUCGGAUACUCUCUUUGCCGCGACGUACGACCAUGAGGGAGGAGCAACAUGUAAGCAUUGCGACAAAAGCCAUCUAGCAGAUCGGGAGCCGCGAGAGCAAGAGGUGGUAGUGCAUUACGGCACGAUCGCAUCGGGCAACCAAAUCAUAAGGAAUGCGGCGGAACGAGACAGGAUCAGCGCAGAGCUGGGCGGCGUGCUUUGCUUCGAGAUGGAAGCGGCUGGGCUUAUGAACAGCUUUCCGUGUCUGGUGAUCCGCGGCAUCUCCGACUACGCGGACUCGCACAAGAGCAAGCGGUGGCAGCCAUAUGCGGCGGCGACAGCGGCAGCGUGCGCCCAGGCAAUGCUGUCUGUGAUACCAACAACCGAGGUUGAAGGUGCACUUCCAAUCAAUACGGCUAUUACAAAGAAGGUUCACGGUGAGAACAUCUUUCCUAUCCCUACUCGAGUUAUCUGGAAUCACAUUGUAACAACAACGCUAAGUAUCUUGUAG